UGUUAGCUAGCUGGGGUUCUUUGACAAAAAUAAUAUUACUAUACACUACUACUAUUAAUAAUAACGUAUAAAUAUAAAGGGGGAGAGCGAGAUAGAGAAAUAGGGCGCAAGAUAGAAAGAGAGAAAGAUAGAAGAUGGGGAAUGUAGAGGAGUACAAGCCGGUGAUUGCCAUGUUGGGGCUGCAACUGUGUUAUGCAGGAGUGAUUCUUACCUCUGAAGCUACUUUGGUUAAUGGAACAAGCCCUCGGGUUUUUAUCUUAUAUAGGCAAGCCUUUGCAACCAUUUUCAUCUUCCCAUUUAUCCUCUUCACAAGGGGAAGAUCGAAGUUAUCAAAUUUGGAUCUAAGAAGCUUUUCUUUAAUAUUCAUGGCCUCGCUUGUAGGCAUUACCCUGUAUCAAAAUCUGUAUUUUGAAGGUAUCUACUUAGCUUCAUCGUCGAUGGGAAGUGCCAUGGGUAACAUCAUCCCUGCAUUCACCUUCCUAAUCUCAUUUCUCGCCGGAUACGAGAAGGUGAAUUUUCGGAAUAUCAGAGGCUUAGCGAAGAUAUUAGGGACGGUCAUAUGUGUAGUAGGAGCCGUAUCCAUGACUCUGAUUCGUGGGCCAAAGAUUCUCAACUCGGAAUUUUCUUUACCGAUAGCGAAAUCGUUACUAGGAAAUAUUAAGGACCAGAACUUAUGGCUGUUUGGUUGUUUGUUGGUGUUCGUUAGCACUCUUUGCUGGUCUUUUUCGCUCAUAAUUCAGGUUCCAAUAUCUGCCUAUUACCCAGACCACCUCUCUUUAUCAGCGUGGAUGUGUUUAUUCAGCACGAUACAAUGUGCAAUCGUCACUUUCUUCCUCGAGAAAGACCCAAACGCAUGGAUUCUCCAUUCCUACUCCGAGUUAGCGACGUGUCUCUACGCUGGAGUUGUAACGUCAGCGAUUUCUACUACGGUCCAAGCUUGGGUUAUAUCUAAAAGAGGCCCUUUGUUCUCAGCAAUGUUUAAUCCUCUCUGUACAGUCAUUGUCACAAUCUUGGCUUCUAUGUUCCUUCAAGAAGAGAUGUUCACCGGAGGUUUAAUCGGAGGAUUAUUUGUGAUCAUGGGACUUUACAUGGUGCUCUGGGGUAAAGCAAAAGAUGUUGAUGUCAUGAUAAUUCAAGAACAGAUAGACAAUAAUAAGAACUCAGAAGUGAAGAUUCAAAUCGAAGAUUUUUCAGACACUGAAAAGUGUAACAAUGAUCUGAAGAAACCCCUUCUGUCCUAACACAAAUUAUCAGAAGAAAUCCAAACACAGCAACAGUUAAAGAAUUCAAGAUCUCUUUCUUCUUGUGUUUCUUAAAUUUUGAAAUAUAUUUGUUGUAAUAAAUGUAAAUUGUGUUAUGAAUAAAUAAUCUAAGUCUAGCUUCAAGAAUAACAAACUUUAAUGUCAUGUACUUAAAAAAAUGUGAUCCAUCUCGUCCUAACGAUAAGCAUUGGACUAACUCGUGAGCAUUAUCCCAAGACCACUUGUAGAAAGAGCUGUCAUGUUAAAAAAAAAUGUGAUAUCAUCGUCGCAGACCUACUUAACUGAGACGACGCAACGUGGAUAAUAGAUCGAGAGUGGAGGAUACGUUUUGCUGGCAGAAAACAAAAGAUGGCAUCUAUAGUGUCAAAACGGGAUAUUACUCUCUUCUGGAGGAUAGGGGCCGUAACAAUGCUGUGAGAACACACCCGGAAGAAUUCAAAUGGAAACAACAUGAAAGUUCUGAUGGAUACCGAUAAACAGUUGAACAAGAGCAGUACCAAGAAAAAUCAAACUUGUAUAUUAAGAAUCACUUAAACAAUCUUCCUAGAUCUGUUUAAUCCGAUUUACUCAACGUCACACUUGACUAGAGACGACCAAUUCUUAAUCUACCCAAGGUACGUGAUCGAGACACUCUCACCACUAGCCUACUCAAGAUCGCAGUUAAGAACACUCUCUUAAACUCGAUGUAUAACCCUUAAAAAGCACACCUUAGUCGAAAUGCCUAACCACACAUAUAUACUCUAGCUAACUGACAUAUUGACUCAAAUCUACUCCAAUCUUCUUGUUCGCCAACUGGCCAAAUCUCCUAGAAUAUUGGAUAGAUAUCUUCGACUAACAAUUCUCAAUUGUUUCCUUCACAAUGUAUGACACAGCCCACGGCCUGUGUAACUCAUCUGAACUCCGCUUGUGUAACACAGCCCACGGCCUGUGUAGAUCACGUGAUAUCGCUCAAACCUUGAGCUAACACAACAUGUCUGGUCGCUCAACACUUCUGAAAAAUUCAAAUUGUUUGUAUGGAAGCUUUUUAGAGGGGCAUUGCCAAUAGGAAUUUGUGGGUAUUUGUGGGUUACUAUGAACAAGUAACCUACAAAAUCAGUGGAACCCAAAUAUCAGUAUGGCAUGUGUUCUAUGUCCAUCCACUAUGGAGACUAGAAAUCACUUGUUCUUCUCCUGUCAGUUCUCGGCUCAGGUAUGGAGUUCGCUAAUGCGAGGCUUGCUUAGAGAUGAUUACAGCUCAUAUUGGAAUGUCAUUACGACACUCAUCAAAGAUCCCACUUACAACCAGGUCAAACUCUUCAUUAUCCGUUAUGCUUUCCAAGCAACUGUCCACAACAUUUGGGGUGAAAGGAACUGUCGUCGUCAUGGGGCUCUGUGCCAUCACCUCCGAUUAGAAUUGUGAACCACCUUGACAAAACAAUUCGCAACAGAUUAUCUACAAUCAGGUUGCAUGGGAACAGAGCUUACGAACAGGGGCUUCUGCCUUCUGGUUUUGUUUGGCUCUAGGACGAAUAGUUAGGUUAUUCUUUCAUUAAGUUCCUUUGUUCUUUUUAAGUUUCAAACACAUCUACAAUAAAGAUGCACCCAGGACCGGUCCAAAGAUUGGGAAUUUUUUCUAUUACCCUAAGCCAAAAUAAAUAAAAUUAUAUCUUUACAUAGGGAAAAUUAUAAACAAAAAAUACAUAAGGGAAAAAAAAAUAUAUAGCUCAUGGGCCCCAAUCCGUCGCUUAUCGCUUGAUGCACCUGAUGUACACAGUCUUUUGUUUGAAUAUAAUUUCACAUUCAUUCAAAAAAAAAAGUUUCUUGUAUCAACAAAACGUUGUUGCUCAUAAACUCUCCACCGGGGACAACGUUUCUUUAUCCUUGAGUCUUUAUCUUGAUGAGUAUCUUGGAUUUUGCUGUGACCUCUUCGCGCGCUGAUCUCGGUUUCCUCCUCGUCAAGAUCUUCUUGCUUCUUCUCACGAUCUCCACCUUAGGCAGCUUCUUUAGUAUGAUGUUUAAAGUUUUGUACUAUGAAUGUAUGUUAUAAUAGAUAUUAUACCAUUUUGACAGAACCAUCUCCAUUCGAAUGGUAUAAUAGGAGUAUAAUAGACAUUAUACCAUUUUCAGAGAACCAUCUCCAUUCGGAUAGUUCAAUUUGGAUCAGCCAACCGAUUUUCAAAAUUAAACCUAAAAUUCCAAAAGUCAUCCAAAUGAUCUAUCUGAAUGAGUUGCAUUUUUAUUGACUAAACGAACAAAAUUCACAUUUCCAUCCAGAUUUCCAUCCAGAUGGUUCAUCUAGAUCGAGAAACAAACAGGUUUUAAUGGACUAAACUGAUGUAUUUGGAAGGCCACUGAAUUAUGCUUUCUUUCCUGAACCGGAGACCCCUUACAAACCACUCGUGACAAGCACAUGCUUGUACACGGAAGCAUGGCCUUGCCAUCAGAAACAAAGAAAGGUGCUGCACGAGAAAGAUUAAGAAACAUAUUUUAAAGUAGUAUAAUAAUAUCAAAUUUACAAAAAGAAAAAGUAGUAUAAUAUUUUUUGCAAAAAAAGAAAAAAAAGAAAGAAAACUAGGUAUAAGAUAGAGCAUAGGCUAGGAAACGUUUUCUAACAUUAGGAACAACUGACUGCUAACACUAUGCAUUAUAAGCUUUGUAGAAUAACUAGGUGUUUUCAUGCAUCAUCUAAAUGAUGAAUUUUUAAAAUUAAAUUAUAUUUAAAAAUGAAAAAUUAAUAAUAUUAUAUUUUAUUAUUUUUAUCAAUAU
Messenger RNA from Brassica napus (rape), 4007 nucleotides. RefSeq names its product WAT1-related protein At4g30420-like. NCBI's taxonomy places the organism in Eukaryota, Viridiplantae, Streptophyta, Magnoliopsida, Brassicales, Brassicaceae. The coding region runs from base 135 to 1241 and encodes 368 amino acids. The record is from RefSeq and is a predicted model, not a curated record. Gene Ontology annotation, molecular function: transmembrane transporter activity. The transcript has 7 exons. Gene Ontology annotation, cellular component: plasma membrane.